This is a messenger RNA of Cornus florida, 3097 nucleotides long. RefSeq names its product oxysterol-binding protein-related protein 2A-like. The coding region runs from base 381 to 2693 and encodes 770 amino acids. Gene Ontology annotation, molecular function: sterol binding. Lineage: Eukaryota; Viridiplantae; Streptophyta; Magnoliopsida; Cornales; Cornaceae. The transcript is spliced from 11 exons. The record is from RefSeq and is a predicted model, not a curated record. Gene Ontology annotation, cellular component: membrane; intracellular membrane-bounded organelle; cytosol.
UGUCUUCAAAACAGUCUGUGUGUGUGUCUCUCUCUCUCUGCUGCGUAUGUUAGUGAGAGAAAAUGGUGUCGUGUCAUUUACUAAACUCUGUUUCUAUGACGUGGUUAAUUACGCUUCUGCCAUCCGGUCGUUGCAAACUCACACUAUUUUAUAAUUCUGUAAUCAAUCGAAAAGCGAAGCACUCCUUAUUUUAGUAAUCCUUCCAAAUCAUCACUUCUCUCUCUAUCCCCAAUUUCUCAGUUUCAGAGCGAUCACAGAUCUCUCUUUCUCUCUCUAUCCCUCUUUGUUCUUUAUGUUACUGUCAUUCCAUCAAAAGUGACACAAAGGUAUAUAUAUAUAUAUACACACACACAAAUAUCAAAUAUGUACGUGUGAGGUCUAUGAAAUGGGGAUUUGAUUCAACGAAUUUGAAUUCCUAUAUCAGAAUGCGAGUGAAGGAAAUGCAUCCACUGUGCUGCAUCUCGCUGGAGAGUCCGGGAAUCGGAGACCGGUCGCCGGAGAUGACCAUGUCUAGGACCGUCUCUGCUUCUCCGGCGGCGAUAUUUCCCGGCGGAUCGGACGGUAACGCUGGACGGACGGGGGUUUCUGAAGCGAGCUUCGCUGGAGUUCUUUACAAGUGGACGAAUUACGGCAAAGGAUGGAGAUCCAGGUGGUUUUUGUUGCGUAACGGAGUGCUAUCAUACUGCAAGGUUCUCCGGCCGGAGAAUCUCGCUCUGUUGCCGGCCGGAGACGAUGUCAGAAUGAUCGGCGAGGUCUCAUCUGGUCGGCUCUCGCGUCGCAAGCACCAUAAAACGGUUGGCAUCGUUCAUCUCAAGAUUUCUUCAUUUCGGGAGAGCAAGUCGGACAACAGGCGAUUUUACAUAUUCACUCCUACAAAAACCCUUCAUCUCAGAACUAACUCAAAUAAAGAACGAGAGGCUUGGAUAGAAGCUCUGGUUUCGAUCCGAAGCCUAUUUCGGCUAAGACCGUUGAAUGACAAUCUACUCCUCGUACCAAAUGAUAUUUCUAUAUCAACUGAUAGGCUCAAAAAUCGCUUGCUUGAAGAAGGGAUCAGUGAGGUACUUGUAAAGGACUGCGAGCAGAUCAUGCUUUCCGAAUUUUCAGAAAUACAAGGACAAUUUAAAGUUCUAUGUGAAGAGCGUUCCAAUUUGCUCGACACCUUAAGGCAAUUAGAGGCAGCUAAUUUUGAAGCUGAAGUUUCAGGAAUUCAUGAUAGCGAAUAUCAGUUGAUAAAGCAAGGAUAUUCGAGUUUAGGGCAUGGAAGAUAUAUUGAAUGCAGCACAACUGAAUCAUCCGAUGAUACUGAGAAACAAGAGUUUGAGGAAGUGUCAGAUGAAGAGGAAACCUCCUUUUUUGACACUAUAGAAUACUUUCUGGAACCAACUGACUGUUGCGGCUCUGUAACUGAAGUUACUGUUCAUGUGGAUAAGCAUGUGGGGAUUGAAAGUCAAAAUGAUAAAAUGAAGAUGAAUGCUGAGAAGGAAUUUGACUAUAGAUGUUCACAAAUUGAAAGGCGAAAGAAGCUUCCAGAUCCAGUUGAGAAAGAGAAAGGGGUCAGUCUUUGGUCUAUGAUUAAAGACAAUGUUGGAAAGGAUUUGACUCGAGUUUGUCUCCCCGUGUAUUUUAAUGAACCAAUAUCAUCCCUCCAAAAAUGUUUUGAGGACUUGGAGUACUCUUAUCUUUUGGAUCGAGCAUAUGAGCAUGGAAAAGCGGGCAACAGUCUCCUAAGAGUUUUGAAUGUUGCUGCUUUUGCGGUUUCUGGAUAUGCUUCAUCUGAAGGGCGUCACUGUAAACCCUUCAAUCCUUUGUUGGGUGAAACUUAUGAAGCCGACUAUCCUGAGAAAGGAAUUCGCUUCUUCUCCGAGAAGGUCAGUCAUCACCCAACCCUCAUUGCCUGCCAUUGUGAAGGUAAAGGGUGGAAAUUUUGGGGUGACAGUAAUCUUAGAACAAAAUUUUGGGGAAGGUCAAUUCAGCUUGACCCUGUUGGAAUCCUAACUGUAGAGUUUGAUGAUGGCGAGAUUUUCCAAUGGAGCAAGGUGACAACAACCAUUUAUAAUCUCAUACUUGGUAAAGUAUAUUGUGAUCACCAUGGGACAAUGCACAUACGUGGUAAUCGCCAAUAUUCAUGCAAACUCAAAUUCAAGGAACAAUCUUUUCUUGACCGAAAUCCUCACCAGGUUCAUGGAUUUGUUGAAGAUGUCACUGGGAAGAAAGUAGCCACGUUAUUUGGGAAGUGGGAUGACAGCAUGUAUUAUGUGAAUGGAGCUGAGACUAACAAGCCAAAGGAUUUAUCAGAUGUACCUUUGUUGUGGAAAAGUAUUAAGCCACCACUUAAUCUCACUCGGUACAACAUGUCGUCAUUUGCGAUUACACUAAAUGAGUUGACAUCAGGGUUGCAGGAGAAACUUCCACCAACUGAUUCAAGACUAAGACCAGACCAAAGGCAUCUAGAGAAUGGGGAAUAUGAGAAGGCAAAUGCAGAGAAGCUAAGGUUGGAGAUGCGGCAAAGAAUGUCGAGGAAAUUACAAGAAAACGGGUGGAAACCAAGAUGGUUCCAGAGAGAGGGCGAAGAUGGACCUUUUAGCUAUGUAGGUGGUUACUGGGAAGCACGGGAGCAGGGAACAUGGAACGGAUGCCCAAAUAUUUUUGAUGAAUAUAAUGAAGACACUAUUAACUCCUUUGAAAGGUCCUGAUUUGAGCAAAGGUCAUGCAGGAUGAAUGCCAAAAUUUUCAGGAGGGUGGCGGAGCAACUAGUGCACAUAGGUAGCCUAAAUUUUCCUGAUUCUAUAUCAGUUUGCUAUAUAUGAUUGUUCCAAGGAUGACAGAAGUUGAACCACAAGGGACGUACGGGAACGAAGAAAAAAUCUCAGUCGACUGUGGUAGAUAUGAGUCAAAUUUACUCAUAGUUGUAACAUGUUGGUUUGUCAUUUCUGCCUCAAGGUGUAAUGGUGUAUUUCUCUCACUAUAUAUAUAUAUGUGUGUGUGUGUGUGUGUGUGUGUGUGUUGUAGUUGCUAGCCGCUGGCUGAUUGUUUAUUUAGAUAAUUCUAUGCUUCUUCUUGGGUUAGAAAUAAAAUUCAACUCCUUAAUUAUUGAAUU